Dermatophagoides farinae (American house dust mite) is the source of this 1223-nucleotide messenger RNA. NCBI's taxonomy places the organism in Eukaryota, Metazoa, Arthropoda, Arachnida, Sarcoptiformes, Pyroglyphidae. The record is from RefSeq and is a predicted model, not a curated record.
AUCUUUUGAAAAAAAAAUUGGCAAAAGCUUUGGAUGUCAAUCUUGGACCAUCGAUCGAAAUUGAAAAUUCUAGUCUUCAAAACGUGGAACAAAUGAACGAACCGGACAAAUGUCAAACAAUUUGUUUCAAUGAAAAGAUUGAUUAUAGUAGAUAUUUAUUUCAAAAAAAUCAAUCCGAACGAAUCGGUCAAUGUUUGCUCGAUAUUCUACAAUCACCGUCAAAAAACAGCAUUAAUUUGAAAGAACUUUAUCAAAAUUGUUGCGACCCAUUUGGUAUUGUUCACUUUAUAUCCGAUGAAUUUGACCAAAAUGAAACGAAUAUGGAAGACCUAUACAAAUGUUUAUGUAAAUUCAAUCAAUUGAUUGAAAUAUUCAGCGAACAAGCUCGUAUUGAUCAAAUUUUUAUCACCACUAGCAACAAUAAUGAUAUGUUCAUCAAUGAUGCAGGAAUUUUGGCAGAAUAUAUAAAUUUAUUCCUAAACGAAAUGAUCAAAGUCAAUCAUUUGAAGAAAAAUUUAUCGAACAAUUUUUUGGCCAUUCCAUUCAUCUAUAUAUUAUUUGUGCAGAAAAUUGCCAUACAUAAUUUGAAAAAUUCAACACCAAUCGAUCUGUUAACCAUUGAACUGAUCGAUUCGAUUCCAUAUCAUUUUGGUAUUCUAUUACAAAAUUCAAUUGGUGAAUCAAAAUCACAACAGCUACAAAGCCAAUUGUUAGCCAUAUUGAUUAUGGGAAUGAAAGAAGUUUUCGAUGUAUUGGAUCAUGAUCUUGAAAAAUUUGCACAGCUUUUAGAAACAAUUCUAAUAUGUCAAUUGAAAUGUAUGGAUUUAUUGAAUGAAUUUUGGUGGCCACAACAGAAUCAAUAUAAUCUUGAACAACAUGAAAUGGAGAAAUAUGAAGAUAAUAAAAUGAACGAAUUAUUACUAUGUCAAUUGUAUAGUUUGCUUUCAAUGAAAACUAUAUUUCGAAUACAUUUGAAAUAUCCUGAAUUAAUCACAGCAAGAACAACAACAUUGAUUAAACAAACAAAAAUUAUCAAUUAUGAUUUUUUGUUUAAAAUUGGCCAUCAUUUUCGCAAGUUAUUUUCACAAAUUUUUCAUCAAAUUUCAUCAUCAUCAAAUUCAGCUAAUUUAUUUGGAAAUUUUUCCAUUACAUAUUUCGUUGGCAUAAUGCUGACAAUAUCGAUAAAUGUAUUGAAAAACAUUUCGAUAAUGAAUCAUCAUUGA